This is a messenger RNA of Betta splendens (Siamese fighting fish), 8476 nucleotides long. RefSeq names its product solute carrier family 45 member 3. The record is from RefSeq and is a predicted model, not a curated record. Gene Ontology annotation, cellular component: membrane. Bases 4516 to 6219 code for a protein of 567 amino acids. Gene Ontology annotation, molecular function: sucrose:proton symporter activity. The transcript has 6 exons. NCBI's taxonomy places the organism in Eukaryota, Metazoa, Chordata, Actinopteri, Anabantiformes, Osphronemidae.
GUUGCUGUAGCGCUGUACUGUAGAUACAAUUUCUAAUUCAAGAAAAAAAUAGACUUGUUAUCGCAGAUUAUUUUUAAUGGUUUGGCCAUAGUGUUUAAAACAACUGUAAUCAGUUCAAGGAGGUCUUGUGAAGGCAGAUUAAAAGGGAACUGGACCAGUCGAAAUGGAAUAAAUAAAUGAAUGCAUGAAUAAUCAGCUCCAUUUCAGCUGGAGACGUUGAGGUUAGCAGUGUUCCUCAUCUGUCUGAAUCUGAAACAAAGCAGACGAUGUCCUUGAUGGUCAACACUGAAAGAGUCUAGAGGUCUGUGGAGAUGCCUCAGAUUAACACAGUGAGAAAAGAAACUAAAACUUUUAUUUUCAGGACAAAGCCAGCUGCAUUCAUUCAGCUGGAAGGUCCUUGAUGUGUGUAGUUAGCUGGAACAAGCUCCCCAGACAUGUUUCCUCUGUCUGUAAAGCGUUUUAUCCAUAAACCUCUAACAAAUCACCCAUUGAGUCUAUACUAAAGUAAAUAUUUCAGGUUUCCUUUGCUAAAUAUUGAAAUGAAUUGCAUAAACACCAUGAAAGCCAUUUCAUGCUCGUUACUUUGUGUGGCUGUGUUUUGUAUGCAUGAGAUGUCCUUAAAAAACUAGUGUGUUUGUUUGUGUGGGGAAAUUUAUUUUAUUUUCAGAACAGUUUAGCCAGUUAAAUCAGCAAAUAAAGGAUGGCCCUUCAGCAGACACCCGACGGCCUGGCCUGUGGCACCGAAGGCUGACCACAUUCCAGCCUUGUGCACGUGAUAGCAAAAAGAUACAUUGCAAUUAGCACCAGUCAUUUUACCAUCAGCUGGUUUCCAUCACUGUGUCUGGUGCCUUCAUGAACAGCACAGAGUGUGGGUCAUCUGCGUAUUCCAAUAAUAUUUAGUAUCCCUCAUCUUAAAUAUUACCAAGUCAUACUUUUUUGCCAUUUUUGCAACUUUAUUUUUAUUUUUUUGAAUCAUGCUAUUUUUUUGAUGUAGCGUGUCAGUCAGAAGCUUUUGUUAGGAGAGCAUGAACUUUUUGCUGUUUGCUUUGGUUUUAUUUAAAGUUGUUUGCCCAACAGUCUUUAUUUAGUAAAAAUCAAUUAGUUCUUCGUGUUCUUCACUUGUUUUAGGCUUUACAUUAUGACCAAUACCAGGAUAAUUACAUUUCCAUUAAAAGCCUGGUCAGCCUUAUUGUGCCAGGAAUUAUUCAGCACAGGUGGGUUUGUCAUCUCUGCUGUACAUCUGAGUUCCUCAUCAUCUAACAUAAGCAUCUAACAAAUUUUAUAUUGUGUUUUUUUAUGGUUGAAACUAGUUUAUUUGGGGGGAAACCCACAUUUUACUCUGACACAUGUCAAAUAUUUAUUAAGGUGUGUAAAAGUGGAAAAUCCCUGAAAACUCAAGUUUACUUGUUGUUUUAUUAAAUUCUCCACUCGGGAACAAAUUUGUAAAACAGUCUUGUGGAAGGUAUAACUGGUCCUAAGAGGGUGCCACAUCAUGUGUUUCUCCCAGAACAGCUUAAUGGAUUGAUUGAACAUUUUGUAAUUGAAUUUUCAUUAUUUAUGAUAAUGCGGCAGCUGCUGUGGUUCUGGUGCAGUGUGUAACAGAUGGCCCUGUGCAAGGAAAACACCAAUGUUUUUUACAAGCCUUAGGGUUUUAAAUGGAGGAGCUUUGUUUUGACCUAGUAUAUGUAGAUAUCUCCUGGAGAAUAUUAUAGAGUAUUUGGGGCUCUUUAAUGAUUAUUAGAGUAGGCAAUCCAGAAGGUUUUUCAAAUUAAAAAACUAUGUGCCAUUAAAGUCUAAAUGUUUAAGUUUCAGCAUCACGUAUGUUCGUAAAGGCUAAUUUGCUAUGGAAGCACACAAGUGAUUGAUCCUUACUGCCGUGUAUAAUGUAAGUGACAUCUAGGCUUUACUGGGGCCCCGGACUCUAUUUCUGACACACUGUUUUGGUUUCCUGGGUUGCAGCUUGUCAUGUGUUAUUAUGGGUAUGUUACGUUUGGCCAGCACCCGAAAAGUUAGGUUUGUGGUAAAGGUCAUCGUAGAAUUAAAACAUUCUUGGCAUACCUGCAUAUCUUUAGCCAAAUCUAUAGGCUAUAAAACAUGUUCAAUAGAAACAGAAUAAAAUAGUAAAAUUAAGCAUUUCUAUUGCCUUUUUACCGGUAUUGGAAAGGUCUGUCAGGUGUAAACCUCUAUUUCUGCUUGCAUGCAGCAUAGUAUUUACACACAAACACUGGUCUCCUUAUAUACUUUACUAGGACUGACUUGGACCCAAAUUUUCCUUCAUGACUGCUUUAACGCUUCCUUUCAUAGAUUUAGGAAGGUGGUAGGUUUGUACAUUUUGUAGCAUCCUGCAGUUGCACAUCCAGUAUCCUGUUCCACCACAUUCCAGUUGUUCACAGUGCUUUGUUGAAUUGAUAUGUGUUUACUGUGGAGGCUAUUUGAGUACAGUAUGAGUCAUUGUCACAUUAAGGGAACUGGUUUAGGAUGAGUUUAAUUAUGUGACAGUGUUAUGGUGGCUGGAUGUAGGCAUCAGAUGAUGUGUUCAUAAGAGGGAGGAUAUACAAGUCUAAGGCUGUGGUAUUCAAACAAUGCUUAGUUAGUACUAAAGCCUCCAGCAUGUGCCAAGAAAUGAUCUCCCACACCUUUACUAAUAUUGAUGCUAAGCAACACAUAUUCAGGAUUUCUUGUCAAUUAUCCCUGGACGUUGCAGCAUAAAUCGAGACACUCCAGACCAGGAAAAACCUCUGUUUGCUCAGAGUUUUAUUGAUUUCUGUAGCCUCAAAUGCUUGUUCUUCGUUGACAGCUUUGGCAAAUGGUGUGGUCUUUCGCUGCUUUAGUCAAUCUGUUUUAAAGAUUGUGCUCUCAAAGAUUUACUGCUGCCCUUUUAUUAGCCAGUCUGGCCAGUUUUGUCUGACCUCUAACACCAACAAGGCAUUUCUGGCCCAGAGCAUUGCUGCUCGCAAACCGUGACGUUUCACACCAUACUCAUUCCUAAAGAUUGCCGCUGACAUUCACUUGAAACAUUUUGUGAUGCCAUUGUGAUGUUCUGUUUACUCCAGCAGAUUCUCUUGACUGACUUUGUGCCUAAAUGCAUUAACUUGCUGCCAUAAGAUGAACAAAGGAACCUAAUAAAUUAGAUAUACAUUUAGCUGUAAAUAGACAAAAAAGGCCAUUAUAUGCUUCAAAGUUUAUCAAGACAAACAAACUAUGUUGGACAAACAUUUUCAUAAAGUCUGGACAUACUCGUCUAAACCGGCCUUCGUCCAAAAUGGGAUUUUCAGAAUUCUCUUAAUUCCAGGCAAGCCCCUCCUGCAGAGAGAAGUGCUGCCAGCAGCCGUUCUCCACACUUUGUCUUCAUAUUGAUCUGCCUCUGGCCUCCAGAAAUGGAGAUUCCUAAAAGCCAGCCAUAGUCUAAUGGCAUUACUCAACACAGCACCCACCUCCCCCUCCUUUUUUCUUUCUUUCACUGUUAUCAAAUUAAAAGCUUUUCUAUGGAGGGUUGGUCUUGGCCUGCAGCCGUGGGGUACAGGCGUGGCAGCAAGCCGGGGAUGGAGUGAUACUGUGUGUGUCAAAUAGGCUUAUUGCUGGCUGAACCGGUGAACCAGGAAAAGGGUUAAAGUAGUCCGCAGACAAGUGGCCAUGCAGGAGUAUGAGCAAGGGAGUAAUGAGAGAAGGUGGGAGAACUGUCCCAGCUCUGAUAGGCAGCUGAAUAUGAUACUGGGGCAGGGGUAUAAUACCGAACUUUCAGGGAGCGGUCAUAGAUAGUGAGAGAAAGGAGCCAGGGGAGUGGCCUCAGAGUGGGGGUGUUAUAUGAUAUCAGUUCAUUCUUUGUUUUCUACCAGGCUGUUGUACAGCACAGGUGAGUGUGUAUGUUUCUGCUAAGUUCAUUUCUUUGUUGGUUUUAGGUUGGAUCAGAAUAUUAACCUUAACCUUGUCACGAAAAAACUUGGGGGCAAAACUAAAUGACCCGGACAGAAAGCGACAAGAUUCCUCAAGUGCUUUGGGAUUUUCCCCAAUUCCCACCUUACAGGCUGGAGCACAGAGAAGUGGGAGGGAGAAUAAUAGGAGGGAUGUAAAGGAGGUGGGAACAGUGGACACAAAAAGAAGCAGGACUUAAAAAAAAGAGAGUUAGUGUUAAGCACAGUUAAAGCAGGUGGUCAAGGGAGAGUGUUCAGAUAUGCUCUACAGUAGAAGUGAGUGGAGAGGCUCGAUUGGAUGAAGAGUGUGGGCCGGUUUUAACAUAGAUUCGAUGGUCAGUAUUCAGCAGUGCAAGCCUGCAGAUUUUCCAGCUUUGUUUCUUUGGCUGAUUCAAAAUGCUGAGAAGAGGAUGAAUCCUCCACAUCAUCUGAGACAUCCAUGUGUCUUUGCUGCUGUCCCUCCCCGACAGCUCUCUAGUCCCACUGGGGCGCCAUCUGCCUCCCCACGCUCCCUUCCUCGUCCCUUCCUGGGUCUGUUCCUCCUCCCCUGCCCCCAGUAGUGGCCACCCCUGAGGGAAGGAAAGGUGAGCCAGCCCCUGUAAAUAUGCCUGGAUGGAGGUCUCAGUGGCGUCUUGUCCUGUUGAACUCCCUGACCUGUGGCCUGGAGAUCUGUGUGGCAGCUGGGAUCACAUACGUGCCCCCACUGCUGCUGGAGGCUGGAGUGGAGGAGCGCUACAUGACCAUGGUGCUAGGCAUUGGUCCAGUGCUUGGUCUUCUGCUCAUCCCUGUGAUCGGCUCUGCCAGUGACCACUGCAACAGCAGCUAUGGCAGAAGGAGGCCUUUCAUCUGGCUGCUGUCUUUGGGAGUCCUUGUUGCACUUUUCAUCAUUCCCCACGCUGACGUCCUGGCUGCGCGUCUUGCCUGGGGCGGCCACACACUACAGGUGGGCUUCCUUAUUCUUGGUGUGGGGCUCCUCGACUUCUGCGGACAAGUGUGCUUCACACCGUUGGAGGCUCUGUUGUCAGACCUGUAUCGAGACGAGGAGGACUGCGGCCAAGCGUUUGCCAUGUUUUCUUUCAUGGUCAGCUUCGGAGGCUGCGUGGGUUACCUGCUUCCUUCUCUGGACUGGAGUCGCAGUCUGCUCUCUGUUUAUCUAGGGGGCCAAGCAGAGUGCCUCUUCUCGCUCCUCAUUAUCAUCUUCGUCUCCAGCGUGCUCAUCACCAUGAAGGUGUCCGAGGAACCCUCAUUUCCCAGCAGCGGGCUGGCCGGGCCCGGGUCUUUGCUGGAGUCGGGACCCGGUGCGAUGGAGGCCGGCCGCUAUGGCUUGCCACGCUCGUGCUGCUACCUGUUGAAGUGCAAGCUGCGACUGCUGAAGUCUGGGCCCCUGCUGUGCUUGCUGAGAACAUGCUGGUCCAUGACCCCAACCAUCUACAGGAGCUACUGCCAUGUGCCGUGGGUGAUGAGGCAGCUGUGUGUGGCUCAGCUCUGCAGCUGGGUGGCUGUCAUGUCUUUUAUGCUUUUUUACACGGACUUUGUGGGAGAAGGCCUGUACGGGGGCGUGCCCAGCGCGUUACCAGGAAGUCUGUCCAGGCAAAGAUACGAUGAAGGGAUCCGCAUGGGCAGCAUGGGUCUGUUCCUGCAGUGUGCUACCUCAACCUUCUUCUCCCUGGUCAUGAGCCGCUUGGUUCGCCAGUUCGGCUCACGGUGCGUCUACGUGAGCAGUAUGGUGAGCUUCACAGCCUCCACCUUGGUCAUCUGUCUGUCCAAAAGCGUCGUCUUGGUGACGGUGAUGGCGGCUCUAACUGGCUACGCGUACGCAGCGCUGCAGACUUUGCCUUACACACUUACCUGCCAGUACCACAAGGAAAAGGAGAUCUACAUGCCAAAAAGGAAAACCAAAAGCAUACAUAAGAAUGGGUUCACAACCAAGCGGGAUGCUGCGUAUGUGGAGCAGAAGGGGGGGCUGAGCCCCACCAACGGAAGCACGUACGGACAGGCUUUCUUCAGCCAGGACCCCUAUGAGUACUACCACAGUCCACACAACCAGGACGGCUCCCCCCACGGCGCCGGUGACUCCGAGCACGAGGAGGCAGACCUGGGAUACGAGAAGCGCGGUGUGGGCUUGGAUUUCGCCAUCCUGGACAGCACCUUCCUCCUCUCUCAGGUUUUUCCCACUCUCUUCAUGGGCAUGAUCGUUCAGUUCACGCAGUCCGUCACUGCCUACAUCGCCUGCUCCGCCAUCUUCGGUGCUGCCGCCAUCUACCUGGCCAGUGAAAUUGUAUUCGACCAAAAGGACCUCAAAAGCUGAGAGCUGGGUGGAAGUGAUGCGCGCGCGAUGAAAUCCCGACCAGUCGGGUUUCAUUGACGGUACUCAGAAAUGCACUACUGUUGCCAGGAAUGCCUUGCUUUCUGACCUUGCUUGCUUUUAUGAAAGCUCUGCUUUACGGGAGUGUGUGUCUCACGGUGGUAAGCGAAAGUAGCCAACAAAAGAAAAUGUCACAACAGCUGGGAUUCCUGCCAGUGCAGUUUUCCUGUUACACCUGAAGAGUAAACAGCCUCUGUGCUCAGGUCAGGUGUUGUACUCUCAUUAUUGAAUGCUGUUGAACUCUGCAGACAGACACCUGGAAGUUUUGCCCAUUUUCUUUCCUCAGGUACCACUAAACUCUUCAACCUCAGAUAAACAGCUACUAACUUUGUUUUGUUGUUGUUAUAUUAUCAUGACAUCUACACUAGUCUGUUAUUACUCAUACCACAUAAAAACAAUCUUAUAUGCCCUUCUUCUGCCCCUCUAUUGGCUCCUGUCUAGAUUAAGCACUGUGAGGCAUUCAAUUUACAUUAUUACCACCUGCUUAGGAUGGAAAAACACUUGAAGUUGUCCAACAAAGAUUUUAGUACUAGACCUUUGUGAAGUUGCAGCCCUUGUUUGAUUCUGGAUAAUCAGAAAAUAUAACAUUCAAUCUUUAACUGGGCACAUAAAAAUGCCAGAUCCUCCAUAUAUCAAUCAUAGAGCAUAAUAUUGUUUCCUAAAUGUUAAUACCGUCCAUCACAUUGGCUCUAGGUCAAACAUUUAAAGUCUCAUUAGUGACAAAUACCAGAAAAUAUGUUGCUACUGUUUCACAGGCUGCAUCUGUGAGUAAUAUGUGUAAACAUGACUACCCCUAAAAACAAAGGUGAAUGGUUUCUGUUAUUUUUGUUUCUUUCUAUCAUCUGUUUUUCUGUAAAUAUUUCUGAUACAGAUACCUUAUACACAUGUGGGAGUUUAGUUAUGCAACCUGUUGGAGAGAAGUCUUCAACUAUGGUUGUCUCUGAAUGAAAUCACUUACUAGGACUGGAAUACUAAGGGUCUCCUUCCUAACCUACAUAUAAUGGAGAAGAACCUGCGCUGGUGGACCUCUGCUACUGUCCAACUGUUUCUGAUCAGGAGUGUUGUCUCAGGUUACUGUCUCGUUUUACUGUCGCAUCCUGUGUUUUAUGCCACAGAGGGAAACAUUUUACAUGCUGUGUUUUAUUCUCAAACGACAAUCUAGGACGUUCAGAUGGUCUCGUUAUGUCACGCUGUGUGUAAACAGUCUGACAGGCAACUUCAUAGCAUUCAUUCCUGAAAUGACAAAAAAAGUCUUGCAGUAAAUGGAAAUAUUUGAUUUCUGAAAACGUAAAAGGAGGCGCUGCAUAUUGAUUGGCUUAAGGCCGAGUUAGGUGUGUGUAGCAUGUAGCAGGGAAGUAAUUAAUGGAGGAUCUGUCUUGCUGACACUACUGGUGAGUAGAAUGCCUAAACCGAGUUGUCCUUUUCACCCCACUACACACAGGAAGCACUGCCUAGCAGCAUGAAACGACGCAAAAGGGUUGUUUUUCAAGUGCCUGUACAUUUUUUCCAAAUGUUUUUGUACAUACAUAUAUUAAUUUAUUAUAAAAUAGCAUGUAUCAUUUGGCCUCUUGGUGCCCUCCAUGGGAGCAAAGCUGAAGGUUGUUUCUGUGAAAAGAUAAAUUAUUUGUAUAGAUGUGGUAUAGAAGCAUUCUCAGAGCUAUAAUUUAUUUGAACUAACCACUUUCUCCUGUAGCUUUGACACUGUCAGAUUAUCUCCGAUGUCUCCUGUCAGUAUGUAUCAAGGUAGCUGCAGAUGGGAAUAGUGAACGUUUCCACCUCCUGGUAAAUAUCUUAAUAUUCUGUAUAAGCUGAAAUUCUGUCACAAAACUGAGAUGCUUGGUGGUUUGUUUUUGGUUUCUUUCUGGUGCCAUUUGGUCAAUUUGUUUCUUCUUGUCAGACAUCUGUUGUAAUAAGAGAUAAAAGCCACAGAUAUUUUUACCUGGAGAGAGUUUACUGCACAAAAGUGCCAACUGUCAGAUUUACAACCAGAAGUCCGUAUAUUCUGAUGUGGUUUGUCAGGUUCCAUGUUUGUUUGCCAAAAGAUUUCAGUCUAUCGUAUGUCAUUUUGUCAUAAAAAAUGCAUUCAGCUGUAACAGAUGUAUUUUAUGUUCACCUGACUGUGUAUAAAUAUAUAUAUAUAUAUAUAUAUGCAGUUACCAAAUAGAUUUUAUACGAAAUAAAAGAGCUGCAUUAUCGGUGA